Messenger RNA from Gymnodraco acuticeps, 901 nucleotides. RefSeq lists its product as uncharacterized. Lineage: Eukaryota; Metazoa; Chordata; Actinopteri; Perciformes; Bathydraconidae. The record is from RefSeq and is a predicted model, not a curated record. The transcript is spliced from 5 exons. Bases 33 to 653 code for a protein of 206 amino acids.
AAGGGUCUAGCUGCGGCCGCGGCCAGUACACGAUGGUACACGACACGCCCACCUGGUACGACACUACGGUGGCUGAGAAGGGUCUAGCUGCGGCCGCGAAAAGUUGUACUUUCAAAUAUGGUCAGAAGAGAGCACGCCCAACACGUGAGGUUUACAGACAACAAACAACAUGGCGCAUCGAGUACAGACAAACAACACAACACUCCGUGAUGGAGCACGCCCAGAGCUCAACAAAUUGGACUCGGACACCUUCCAGUGUCCAUUUUGUGAAAGGACCGGGUCACACCCAGCCGUCACAUGUACAUUAUGUCUUGCAUGUGCUAAUAAAAUUCUCAUUACAGUAUGCCUGGUAUUUUGCCAUGGAGGCCAGCUUUGACUUCAGCAUUCAUGACAUGUCUCUCCUGAGAAGGUGGUGGUGUGUUAUCCUGGUGGAAAACUUUGGACUGGAAGGGUAUGGAAAGAGGUUUGCUCACUAUAGUGAGGGAGGCAGGGCGACCCUUAGCGACAAUGUCCCACGUACAUUCAGGAUCAGUCGUAAAAGGACGCAUGCAAGCAGCACCAUGAUGCCCCUGGACACUGAUGAGGACCACUCCUAUAACAAGAGGCCUUACAGCUUCCUUCCUAAAGAGUCGGUUAGUGAAUGGACACAUUAAAGUGUACAACCCCUGAUGCAUGUGAUUUUAUAAUAUUACAUAUGACUUCUUUAUACCAUCUAGUCUUAUCAGUAAGAUGGAACUUUGUUCUCAUGACCUCGCCAAGAACAUGAGUGAGGAAGCGCACCAAAGGCUGAAGGACUUGUGAAAGAUUCCGAGGAGUUUAUUAUUUAUUCAAUAUUUUUUUAAGUUGACCAGCUCUGAUUUUCCAUUUGAUGUUCUGUUCAAUAAAUGUUCAUUGAGGAAAA